UGUCAGUUUACUGAUUAGUUGCACACAAAAAAGUCAAUAUAUAUAUUUCUUAACAGGUUUCUGGAAUAAUAACAAUAAUAAAAAAUACUUAGAGAGGCAUUUUCCUGAUAGGAAAGCAGAAAUCCAGAGUUUUCAAAAUGCAUUGAACACCGCACAACAUCCUGUCUGCCCACUGCUUCUUCCUGUCCGCUAGCGCUGAGCUCUCAUGUUCUACAGUUAAGCUUUUUUGGGCACAUUUCUCUCACUUAUAACACUGUUAAAAGCAAAAAAUAACAAAGAUGGCAGAAGCCAUUCAGAAGAAGUUAAAAGCGGAAGUUGAAAAGUAUGCACAGACGCAGAAAGAUGUCAGUAAGAGCGUUUCAGCCCGACAGAAGCUGGAGACACAGAUGGCAGAGAACAACAUUGUUAAAGAGGAGCUGGAUCUGCUGGACAGCUCAAACACCGUCUUUAAGCUCAUCGGCCCUGUGUUGGUGAAACAAGAUUUGGAUGAGGCUAAAGCCACGGUAGCAAAACGACUGGAGUACAUUAAUGGAGAAAUUCAGAGAUACGAGACGCUCCUGAAAGACUAUCACAAGAAAUCUGAACAGCAGCGAGAGGUCCUGACCAGUUUACAGCAGGACCUGCAGAAAGCCCAAGGCCUCACUCCUGGAAAAGUAUGAUCUGGGGACCCUGGCGUAUUUCAAGCAUGCUGAACACCCAGCCGAGGGAGGAUGACGCAAAGAAAUCCUGUUUCAUGAGUAAAUUCUGCUUGUACCUUGUCGUUAAUUUGCAGCGUUCUUACUGUGACUGUUUUGAUGUUACUAAUAAACAUUUGUUUUCCA
This is a messenger RNA of Gambusia affinis (western mosquitofish), 821 nucleotides long. It is a transcript of the gene pfdn6, whose product is annotated as prefoldin subunit 6. Lineage: Eukaryota; Metazoa; Chordata; Actinopteri; Cyprinodontiformes; Poeciliidae. The transcript is spliced from 4 exons. Bases 279 to 659 code for a protein of 126 amino acids. Gene Ontology annotation, biological process: protein folding; chaperone-mediated protein complex assembly. Gene Ontology annotation, cellular component: prefoldin complex; cytoplasm. The record is from RefSeq and is a predicted model, not a curated record. Gene Ontology annotation, molecular function: protein-folding chaperone binding.